Molecule: messenger RNA, 993 nt
Organism: Ascochyta rabiei
Lineage: Eukaryota; Fungi; Ascomycota; Dothideomycetes; Pleosporales; Didymellaceae
Exons: 3
Coding region: 1-993 (330 amino acids)
Biological process (GO): single strand break repair; double-strand break repair
Cellular component (GO): nucleus
Molecular function (GO): mismatched DNA binding; single-strand break-containing DNA binding; DNA 5'-adenosine monophosphate hydrolase activity
Source: RefSeq, a predicted model, not a curated record
AUGCGAAGGUUUUCAAGAGUAGCAUUACAACAAUCACAGUCCCAGCUCUCUGUAGUUACUUGCACGCGCCGCAAGAGCUCCCUCAGUAUAGCGGCCGCUACGAAGGGCAAGAACAGCAAUGCCGCAGAGCAACAUCUUGACCUAAUGACUGCAGAAGAGAUAGAAAGCACUACAACAUCUCAAACACCGAGAACCACUAAUACCGCGAAACGCACCAAUGCGUUCACAGAACUCAUGUCCGCGAAGAAGCCAAAGUCUACCGCCCAAGCAGCCGAGACACCAGCAAAGCCUGUAAAACGAGGCUUCGACGCACGCAAUGGCUUAGGCUUGUAUAUCGAGAAGCCAGAGACCAAUCCCGAAGGGCUGGUUGUGGAGUACGACGACGACUUUGUGGUCAUCAACGACAAGUUCCCAAAAGCCUCCGUACACCUCCUCCUCAUCCCGCGCAAUCCCCCAUACUACGACCAGCACCCGCUGCACCUCCUCUCUACCGACCCUGCGUUCCUCGCCGAAGUACGAAAACGCGUCGACCGCCUCAAGAUCCUCGCAGCCUCAGAGCUACGACGCAAGUACGGUCGCCACAGCACCGCAGACGCUUCGUACCAGUCUGCUCUCGAGGAGCUUAUGAGCUCGCCCGAUCCACCGCCAGCGGAUCAACGAGAAGCUCUUCUCCCACCUGGCCGCGACUGGUUGUCCGAGAUCAAGGCAGGCGCGCAUACACACCCAAGCAUGAACCACAUGCACAUACACAUCAUGAGUAGUGAUAUGCAUUCGCCGUGUUUAAAGCACAAGAAGCAUUAUUUAAGCUUCAACUCGAGCUUCUUCGUGGAUAUGGACGACUUCCCACUAGAAGAGGGGAGUGCGAGGUUCCAUCCGGGAGACUGGCCGAGCUGGGAUAUGAAGUGCUGGAGGUGUGGAGAGAACUACAAGAAUAAGUUUGCGAAGCUCAAAGAGCAUCUAGAAGGGGAGUUCGAGGAGUGGAGGAAAGAAUAA